Mytilus californianus (California mussel) is the source of this 1197-nucleotide messenger RNA. Its product is annotated as cysteine-rich motor neuron 1 protein-like. Gene Ontology annotation, molecular function: serine-type endopeptidase inhibitor activity. The transcript is spliced from 5 exons. The record is from RefSeq and is a predicted model, not a curated record. Gene Ontology annotation, cellular component: plasma membrane; cell surface. Lineage: Eukaryota; Metazoa; Mollusca; Bivalvia; Mytilida; Mytilidae. Bases 1 to 1197 code for a protein of 398 amino acids.
AUGUGUAUUAAUAUCGGUGCUCCACCACCGCCACCACCAACACCACCACCACCUCCACCUCCACCACCACCACCACCACCUCAUGGGGAUAUAUGUAAUCUUCAUAAAGACCCUGGACCAUGCAAAGCCACAUAUCCGAGAUAUUAUUACGACCAUAGAAGGAUGAAGUGUCGUAGAUUUACCUAUGGUGGCUGUAAAGGAAAUGCCAAUAAUUUCCUGACAAUAAACAAAUGUAGAAAAGCUUGCAGCAAAGUGUACGAUUGCUACGCACCAAUAACCAAAGGUACAUGUCAUAAACAUAUCCGACGUUGGGGCUACGAUAAGCACAGAAGACAGUGUGUCCGUUUCUCGUAUUCAGGAUGUGGUGGUAACAGCAACAACUUUCCAAGUAAACAUGACUGCAAAAGAUAUUGCAGAACACACUAUAAACCAUGUCCAACAUUCAAAUGCCACUUACGAUGCUCAAAUGGAUACGACACCAACUCUCAUGGAUGUCAGCUAUGUAAAUGUAAACCAAUCAAAUACGAUUGUAAGAAAACAUACUGUAAAAAUAAAUGCUUAAAUGGAUACAAGAAAGAUUCUAAUGGGUGCGAGACGUGCGACUGUAACACCUGGGUUUGUAAGAAACAGUACUGUCACCGCCAUUGCAAACAUGGAUAUGAGAAGGACAGUCAUGGAUGUCAGACAUGUAAAUGUAAGCCAUGGGUUUGUCAAGCACUACCUUGUCCUAAACCGUGUCCACAUGGGGUUGAGAAGGAUAGUAAGGGAUGUCCUACAUGUACAUGUAAACCAUGGGUUUGUCCGUUAAUACAUUGUACUAAACCAUGUCCACAUGGGUAUGAGAAGGACAGUCAUGGAUGUCAGACAUGUACAUGUAAACCAUAUAAAUGUCCAAAAAAACCAUAUUGUCCUAAACCAUGUCCACAUGGGUAUGUGAUCGAUAGUAACGGAUGUCAGACAUGCACAUGUAAACCAUGUCCGAAAACACCAUAUUGUUUUAAACCGUGUCCUCAUGGAUAUGUGAUCGAUAGUAACGGAUGUCAGACAUGCACAUGUAAACCAUGUCCGAAAAAACCAUAUUGUCCUAAACCAUGUCCUAAUGGGUAUGUGAUCGAUAGUAACGGAUGUCAGACAUGCACAUGUAAACCGUGUCCUAAAAAACCCUAUUGUCCCAAACCAUGUCCACAUGGAAAUUAA